AAUCUGCAAACAUGGGAAAGUGUCGCGGUCUGCGUACAGCCAGGAAACUGCGUAACCAUCGUCGUGAACAGAGAUGGCAUGAUAAACAGUACAAGAAGGCCCAUCUCGGCACUGCACUGAAGGCUAACCCCUUCGGAGGCGCUUCCCACGCCAAGGGAAUCGUACUUGAGAAAGUAGGUGUUGAAGCUAAGCAGCCCAACUCUGCCAUUAGGAAGUGUGUCAGGGUCCAACUCAUCAAGAAUGGCAAGAAGAUCACUGCCUUCGUCCCAAAUGAUGGUUGCUUGAAUUUCAUUGAGGAAAACGACGAGGUUCUGGUGGCAGGAUUCGGUCGUAAGGGACAUGCCGUCGGUGAUAUCCCCGGUGUCCGUUUCAAGGUGGUCAAAGUGGCUAACGUCUCCCUGCUGGCCCUUUACAAAGGCAAGAAGGAGAGACCCAGAUCUUAAACAGUUCUUACUGUGAAAUCAAUAAAUUAUGUUUUCACAA
This is a messenger RNA of Salmo salar (Atlantic salmon), 483 nucleotides long. It is a transcript of the gene rps23, whose product is annotated as ribosomal protein S23. The record is from RefSeq and is marked provisional. Lineage: Eukaryota; Metazoa; Chordata; Actinopteri; Salmoniformes; Salmonidae. Gene Ontology annotation, biological process: translation. Gene Ontology annotation, cellular component: ribosome; small ribosomal subunit. Gene Ontology annotation, molecular function: structural constituent of ribosome.